UCCGCAAGAGGGCGCAGUCUCUAUUAUCUGUGGAUGACGUCACGUGAGAGCACGGCCACGUGCGGAGGCUAAUUUAAAUGAGGUCGGAGUGGCAUUGCCAGGCUGUAUGCUUUGACAACAACCUGCAGACAUGAAGUUCGUCCUGGUGUUGAUGGUAUCUGUACUGGCCCUCACCCUGGCCUGCGAGAAAGGGUCGGACUGCAACGCCAACGAGUGCUGCCUCAUUCAGGAGGAUGGCAGCCAGGUGUGUAAGCCACUCAAACAAGCAGGAGAAGAGUGCCAGGUGCUGAGUGGGCUCAACCUGUACGGAAGGCCUGAGGCUCCGGUGACGGAGUGUCCGUGUGAGCGAUUCAUGCGGUGUCUGUCUCUGUCCCUGUCUGCCACCCUGGGUGCCAGAGGUAUGUGUCGGGGACUGCUGCUCAGCUAACUCGCCCCCUUGCCGACUGGUCAGCUGGUCAUCUCACUGCGAAUGUGCAACAAUAAACGCCUUUACAAAAAUCA
Pomacea canaliculata is the source of this 501-nucleotide messenger RNA. RefSeq names its product prokineticin-1-like. The coding region runs from base 131 to 427 and encodes 98 amino acids. NCBI's taxonomy places the organism in Eukaryota, Metazoa, Mollusca, Gastropoda, Architaenioglossa, Ampullariidae. The transcript is spliced from 4 exons. The record is from RefSeq and is a predicted model, not a curated record.